AUGGUGGAUACACAGCACUUCUGUCUGCGCUGGAACAAUUACCAGAGCAGCAUCACCAGCGCCUUCGAGAAUCUUCGUGAUGACGAGGACUUUGUUGACGUCACAUUGGCCUGUGACGGAAAGAGUUUAAAGGCGCAUAGGGUGGUCUUAUCGGCAUGUAGCCCCUACUUUAGAGAACUAUUAAAAUCGACACCGUGCAAGCAUCCAGUGAUAGUUCUUCAAGAUGUUGCCUUCACCGAUCUACACGCUCUGGUGGAGUUCAUAUACCACGGUGAGGUCAACGUGCAUCAGAGGAGCCUCUCCUCUUUUCUGAAGACGGCGGAGGUCCUUCGCGUCUCCGGACUCACACAGAAUGACGAUACUAAAGGGUCGCUGGUACAAAGCAUCGCCCGCGCAACCGCCGAGUCGUCUCCGCACGUAUCUCCGCAUCCCGCGCAUACCCCUCACACCCCGCACACCCCUCACACUCCACACACACCAAGCUACUCGGAGAAGCUGGAAGAGGCACUUCUACUGCCUCAACCCCUCAACCGCAGGAUCCCCAUGCCCCCGCGUCGAAUGUCACGCUCGGCUGACAAUUCCCCGGACGUAAUAAAGCGCGCACGCCACGACAACAACAAUGACCAAUCACAAGUACAUGAUUUCUCGACAAAGAACAACUCACUGCUGAACAAUCGUCACGAGCCUGGUAAUGGGAAUGGGAUCUCGAAUUCCAGCUCGUCACCAUCCCCCAAACUGAUGGAUGACGUGAAGAACGAGCCGUUGGAUAUGAUCUGCCAGUCGAACGCGGAUAUCGAUCGCAGUGCUGAUGAUACUCCGCCUCAUUCGCAUCAUAGACACAUGGGAGGGCCGCCAUCCCGCGCGAGCUCAGCCGAUGCCGACGACCGUACGCCACCGCCACAAAUGCCACCCUCGCCUUUUAUUUCGCCAGCUGAAGCCAAGCUCUUUCCAUCAUCGCAACACCACAGUUUCAACUACUCCAUGUUGACUGAUUCAUCGCUGACAGGUCUGCCGAGUCCCCUGCCUCCGGACGGCUUACCGGGAACAUCACAAGGUCGAAUUAGAGAGACAACCGUAUGCGUUACUAAUCCGCUUGGCUACCGGCUCGUUCGCGUCGGAUGGCCGUCAUCAAACCGGGGGGUGGCGGUGCUUGUAAAAUCGAGAGGCUACGAUAGUGAGUGCAUUAAAAGUGCGUUCGGAAGCUUCCAUGGGGCUAACUGCUUGUGUUGUGACCAGGUGGCGCCCGCACCCCAGGAAGAGUACCGAUGCGAGCCCUGUAACAAGAGCCUCUCUUCGCUGACGCGGCUCAAACGACAUAUACAAAACGUACACAUGCGGCCCUCCAGGGAGCCCGUCUGUAACAUUUGCCGACGCGUGUACUCCAGCCUCAAUAGCUUGAGAAACCACAAGUCGAUCUACCACCGCAAGCAGCAGCCGCCCUCGGGCCAGGGCUUCUACCCGGUCAACUGA
Messenger RNA from Pieris macdunnoughi, 1470 nucleotides. NCBI's taxonomy places the organism in Eukaryota, Metazoa, Arthropoda, Insecta, Lepidoptera, Pieridae. The record is from the annotation of a GenBank genome assembly.